Molecule: messenger RNA, 2347 nt
Organism: Xylona heveae TC161
Lineage: Eukaryota; Fungi; Ascomycota; Xylonomycetes; Xylonales; Xylonaceae
Product: delta(24(24(1)))-sterol reductase
Exons: 5
Coding region: 238-1896 (552 amino acids)
Biological process (GO): ergosterol biosynthetic process
Cellular component (GO): endoplasmic reticulum membrane
Molecular function (GO): Delta24(24-1) sterol reductase activity
Source: RefSeq, a predicted model, not a curated record
CCAAUAAUAAUCUCCCCCAAUAAUUAUUUUUAUUUCUUAUUUCACUCUCUGAGGUGACAGGCUUCACCUAUCUCUGGGCGAGACAAGUUAUUCGAGAUAGCACACUGGCUCUCUCGUAUAUUUUUGAUCUCAAUUCCGGACAAGCCUCGAUUGCGAAUAGUUGAUCAAUUUCGCAUGGUACCCGGCUGAGAGAAGCAUUAAAAGUCUCCACGUGCCAUUAAUUACUCUCAACCCGAAAUGACCGUCACACGCUCGCAGUCGGGCACUCUGCCCAAAAAGGUUGAGUACCCCGAUUUUGUCGAAACUCCCUCGAGACGCAGAGCAAAUGGCACGCCGUCAAGACGCGCAACCAGCAAGACUCCUGGCCUUGAUGACAGCCCAUCCGUAAAACGCGCAACUGCUAGGGCGGCUCGGGACAUUUCUCCCACGAUCAAGCAGGAAGAUGUCGAGACCCGGACCCUGUCCCAGACCAAGGAAGGCGUUGAGACAACGACUUCAGAAACCCAGACCGAGAAGCCGACUCAACCCAAAGUGACCGAUGGAUGGGCUGAAGGGAUGGAUCCCAAGGUCGAUUACAGCGGCCACUUUGAGUUUGGUGGCUCGUGGGGGGUUACUGCCAUGAUGCUUGGCUUCCCCUGUUUGAUGUGGUAUAUGUGGAUCGGCGCUACAUUUUAUGACGGUCACUUGCCAUUGCCCCAGGACGGGCAAACUUUUGUCGAAUUUCUCAAACAUCUCGGUCAUCUCGUGUACGAGGGCGCAUUUCCGACAGCCAAGGCGUGGGUCAUGUACUGGACUUUCUUCAUCUUUGAAGGAGCCUGCUAUCUGCUCCUUCCUGGUGUCUGGACUAAGGGCAAGCCUCUGCCACACGAGGGAGGCAAGCAACUUCCUUACUACUGCUCUGGCAUGUGGUCGUGGUACACGACCAUUGUCGUCGCCCUUGUGCUCCACGUGACUGGGCUCUUCAAGCUGUACACCAUCAUUGACGAGUUUGGUCCGCUCAUGUCGGUCGCGAUUCUCACGGGCUUCUUAGUCUCGUUUGUUGCUUACUUUUCUGCCCUUUUCCGCGGUGCUCAGCAUCGCAUGACGGGUUAUCCCAUUUAUGACUUCUUCAUGGGCGCCGAGCUGAAUCCGCGCAUGUUUGGCAUUCUGGAUUUCAAGAUGUUCUUCGAGGUCCGUCUGCCAUGGUUCAUCCUCUUCUUGGUCUCUCUGGGCGCGGCGGCCCGUCAGUAUGAGCUGUAUGGCUACGUCUCUGGGGAGGUUGGUUUCCUGCUCAUGGCUCACUUUUUGUAUGCCAAUGCCUGCUCGAAGGGUGAGGAGCUUAUUGUCACCACCUGGGACAUGUAUUACGAGAAGUGGGGCUUUAUGCUGAUCUUCUGGAACUUGGCGGGUGUGCCCUUGAGCUAUUGCCACUGCACCAUCUACCUUGCCAAUCACCACCCCUCAGAAUACCACUGGAACCGCGUCUUCCUUGUUGGCCUUUAUGCCAUGUACCUUUUCGUCUACUGGGUUUGGGACACCACCAACAGUCAGAAGAACCAGUUCCGUCACCAAGAGCGCGGCACUCUGAUGAACCGAAAGACCUUCCCUCAGCUGCCUUACCGUCGCAUUGAGAAUCCCAAGACCAUCAAGACAGCGACUGGUGAUUCGAUUCUCGUUGACGGCUGGUAUGGCAAGGCGCGCAAAGUUCAUUAUAGCUGCGACCUGUUCUUCGCUCUCACCUGGGGUCUCAUUACUGGAUUCAACAGCCCCUUCCCGUGGUUUUAUCCUCUCUUCUUCGCCGUCAUGAUUAUUCACCGUGCUACUCGUGACAUUCAACGCUGCGAGGCCAAGUACGGCGAGGCUUGGCAAGAGUACAAACGACAGGUGCCUUACCUGUUCAUCCCCUAUGUCUUUUAGAUUAGUUGAACCAUCUUGUUCGACUUUCAAGACCCAGCUGCACGGAAGAAAAAAGCAAGCCUAUGGAUAGAGAUUUGCCGCCACCUAACAGAAAUCGUCCCAACUGACUCGUACGGUACAAAUUUGUACAUAAUGUGCAAUCAUCCAAGCCAAGCAAGCAUCACGCUAGAAGGGCCAAAAAAGCAAUAUACGAUAUACGAUUUCAGACGCUCAACCCAUCUCUUUUGGACCAAGAGUGAUAAAGAGAAGCAAGGAAAAGUUAGCAUAGAGAUGUUCAAUUCAUAUACUAAAAGAUACUUUAUUUUUAAUACCAGCAUUCUUGGAUUUUUUUUCUUGCCUUUUUUUUUUUCUGUAUCAUAUUGUUGCACAUCCCAGUUACGCAUCGGAAAUUUAAAGACUAAUCUAAUAGUGGGAUGAUCCGUUAUUCAUUCUCUUUAUGUAUUGCGCAAGC